Messenger RNA from Talaromyces stipitatus ATCC 10500, 516 nucleotides. RefSeq lists its product as uncharacterized. The record is from RefSeq and is a predicted model, not a curated record. Bases 1 to 516 code for a protein of 171 amino acids. Gene Ontology annotation, cellular component: mitochondrion. The transcript is spliced from 2 exons. Lineage: Eukaryota; Fungi; Ascomycota; Eurotiomycetes; Eurotiales; Trichocomaceae.
AUGGACAAGGUUGAGGGUCUUCCGCUGUCCCAAAUCUGGAACACCUUAAAAAUGCUCCAGAAACUUCAGGUGCUUCUUGCUAUGACCCGUCUCCAAAAACAAUGGAUGAAUGUUUCCUUCUCGCAUUACGGCAGCUUCUUCUAUGCAACUGACGUAAAGCCACUAACAGGCAAUCACUAUGCCAGGGACGGAAAGACCAUCAGUGAUUCAACGUUUGCUAUCGGCCCGACUACAGAGAGAGAUUGGUUUGGUGCAAGUCGAUCACUUUUGGACAUUGAGAAAGGGCCAUACGAGCGUAUUAAGCAGGAUAGCGAUGAUGCGGUUGCAGGGACCGAGCCUGUUGUGGAAGCCAAGGAGACUAUGGGAGAUCUGUGGCCAGACAAAGGCUUCAUCGAGCAUGAACAUUACGAUGAUUGCAAAGCUGCUCUUCGCGAAGUCAAAGCUCAGAUUUUGGAGCAAUUGGCUGACAAUGACAAGAAAAGGGCCGAGUACAAGCGUUACUGGCCGUUUGAAUGA